CGCGCUUGUCGGUUUAUAGUCGGACUAUUUUUAAUGUAACACCGAGAGUUUCACAUGUGUUUACUAGUGGAUGUUUUGCUCAAUUCAAACACUAUUUCAAGCUCUUCAUGUGGUCUCCCCUCCACUAGACUGUCAGAAUGAAGCAAACCGAGUCCACAAAAAGACUGAGAGAGCCUCUAUUUGGAGAUCAAGCAAGUAUCCUGUCGCCCCUGUCAGGUCUAGUGCCCGGGGGUCUGGCUGUCUCUGAAGUGAGGAGGGACGAGCUGCCAGGACUGGUUAGGAUGUGCCGUCUUCCGGCUGCGCUGGAGCCUGGCGCUUGCUUUUGCAGAGCCGGCCUAGCUGUCGUACUGAGACACAUCAUUCAGAGAGCAUGCCAGCUGAUGCCAGGCCGCAGGGAUGUGGCGUCACUCUUGGGCUUCAAGAAUACCUGUCUCAAGGCUUGUGCUGAGGUGAGUCAGUGGACUAGACCGUGUGAGCUGGACAUUCACUCUACAGUGGACCGACACUUACAAAACCCUGAAGACCAGAUGUGUCGACUUCCUGCUGCGAUCCUGAACUUAGAAAAGAGGUUAGGGGAACCCGUCAAGGUCCACAAUGAUGACAAGAUACGCCGACAGAAGCUACAACAGCAGAAGAAGGGCGAUUCUCAACUAAAAGGCCCUAAUACAGAGGCAGAGAGUCAUCCGAAUGAAUCACAUUCAGGUGUUGAGCUCACUGCUGCUCUGGAGAAGCUCUCUGCAGAUGCAGUUCCUGCUCCCUCAACCAGGGAGCGCUCUGACAUCAGGAAAGUCAAGACCACAGAUUUACCAGAGCUGGAGCAUGUGUUUGCAGAAGGGCUCUAUUUCACUCUCACUGAUGUCGUCCUGCUGCCCUGCGUCCAUCAAUACCUGGUAAAACAAACAAAUCGAAAGCAGAGAGGCAAACAGAGUAACAACGCUGGGUCUCUUUUCUGUCUGCCCCGGACCACAGUGCUGCAGUCGUGUCCCCAGCAGGAGAAUGGGAUAGAUGCUGUUUGUGCUGCUCACCCUUGCCCUUCAUGGACAGUUGAUUGGGAGAGCCUACCGGCAGCUGUCAACCCCUCUGAAGGUAAGAUGUCAGACGCCCGUGCCGUGCGCAAACAACAGCAGCUCAACAACCUGGUUGCCGUGGUGACGGAGCUGGCCCACCCUGGGCACACGGUGGUGGAUUUCUGCAGAGGAGGGGGGCACGUUGGGAUUGUUUUGGCGUACACGCUUCCUAAAUGUCAGGUUAUUCUCAUUGAAAAUAAAGAGGAGUCUUUGGUCCGGGCCAGAGACCGAAGCGCUCAGCUCGGAUUGACAAACAUCGGCUUCAUCCAGACAAACCUCGACUAUUUCACUGGAAACUUCAACAUUGGGGUGGCCCUGCAUGCGUGCGGAGUGGCGACAGACAUGGUGUUGGAUCGCUGCCUCCAGGCGCGGGCGGGAUUUGUGAUUAGUCCAUGCUGCUACGGGUUCAUUCAAAACACACUCAAGUUCAACUUUCCCAAGAGCGCGAGGUUUACAGAGACUUUGAGCUGUAAGGAGCAUAUGAUCCUGUGCAGGUUCGCAGACCAGACGGCUGUCAGUUUACCCCCAGAACGACGAUUAAUCGGUGGCCCAGACAGAUGGCCUCGUCCAAUGGGCUGUGUCGGUAUGGCGCCCGCAUCGACUGCUGCUGGGGUUGGACACGUGUCUCCUGGGGCCAGAGCCAGCGUGAGUAACUGCUGCUUUAGGGUGAUUGGUCAAGGUCUGAUCAAACUGUUUCCUGACAGGUGGUCCAGACAGAUGGCCUCGUCCAAUGGGCUGUGUCGGUAUGGCGCCCGCAUCGACUGCUGCUGGGGUUGGACACGUGUCUCCUGGGGCCAGUGCCAGCCUCUCUACGUCUUAACCCGCAGAGUAUUCGGGAUAAGGUGCCAACCCCAAGCGGUAUGUCAGCACGGAUGCAAACACGGAGAAUGCGUGGGACCCAACAAAUGCAAGUGCCAUCCAGGUUACACAGGAAAAACAUGCAACCAAGACGAGCAGGGCUAUGUUAGCCCCCCAUUAUGGCACAGUCGCCCUCCCGUUUUUGUUCCCAUGGACCACCAGCCGAUUGCGGUGCCUUCGGAGGACUUGAACGAGUGUGGCCUGAAGCCUCGGCCGUGUAAACACAGGUGCAUGAACACAUACGGGAGCUACAAAUGCUACUGCCUAAACGGCUACAUGCUGCUGCCUGAUGGGAGCUGUGGAAAUGCCCGGACAUGCAGCAUGGCGAACUGCCAGUACGGCUGUGAGGUAAUGAAAGGAGAAGUUCGCUGCCAGUGCCCUUCUCCAGGUCUACAGCUGGCUCCAGAUGGCAGGACCUGUGUGGAUGUGGAUGAAUGUGCCACAGGUCAAGCGGUUUGUCCGCGGUUCCGUAAGUGCAUCAACACAUUUGGGAGUUACAUCUGCAAGUGCCAUGAUGGCUUCGACCUGCAGUACGUCAACGGGAAAUAUCAGUGCGCAGACGUGAAUGAAUGCUCUUCAACUCAAAACCAGUGUAGUCCAUAUGCCACCUGCUAUAACACACCUGGUUCAUACAAGUGCAAGUGUAAGGACGACUACAGAGGUCUGGGCUACGACUGCAAACCCAUCCCGAAGGUGGUAAUUGACCCACCACGACCUGGAAAGACCACGCCGAGCAACAAUAACAACAAAGGGGGCAAUAAAAUUCCAGGCUCAGACCAGAAGAGGACCACCACAACAAUCAGACCACCUGUGACGGCUAAACGGAUCUCACCUACAGCAACAACAAUAACCACUAAACCUCCUCCAACCAAAAAAAUCACCCCUCCAGCGAGAGUCCCAACGACCACCACCCGUAGGCCUCUCAUCCCGACACGUAAACCCCCUGUGGUGGUGACAACAAAACCUAAGCUCCCAUCCCGUCAGCAGCCUACCACAAAAGCCCCGGUGGUUACAGCGGUGGUUCCCUUUAUCCCAACACGCAGACCUUUCAUCCCGUUUGUGACGCCAGUUGAUAACAGCAUUAAAGACAUUACCCAGAAACAAAGAGGGGAUGUUCACAUACCACGAAAUCAUGGGCAGAACAAUGUGCUUGAUAUCGAUUUACACAUUGAACUGGGCAACACAGAAGAGGAGCUGAAGGAUGACCCAGAGACUGGACAUCUGAGCUGCUCUUUUGACCACGGUCUCUGUGCAUGGAUCCAGCGCAGAGAGGGAGACCUUCACUGGGAGACAACAGCAGAUCCUUCAGGUGGGCGUUACCUGACGAUCUCAGAGGGCGGAGAGAAGCGAGGUGGGCGUGGCGCUCAGCUGAUCCUCCCCCUGACCACGCCCUGGAACGAGGGGAACCUCUGCCUGGCCUUCAGACACAGCAUGGCGGGGCACCACGUGGGCAUGCUGCAGGUAUUCGUCCAGAAGGGACGGCAGCACAGUCCCGCCGUCUGGGGUCGAACGGGAGGAAACGGCUGGAGGUCGACGCAGAUCACCAUUUGGGGCAAUGGGCUAGAAAGCGUGGUUGUGAAGGGUGAGCGGCGGAGAGGCCGUAAAGGCGAAAUAGCUCUGGAUGACAUGAGUCUCAAACGGGGUUCCUGUCAGGAAGAGCACAAUCUGAGGAGACUUUAACACCACCAACAGAGACUUUUAAUGCCAGCUUUACUCACGGGACUCUAGGAAGACGGACGCUUUACAGAAAGGGACGUGGCUUCCUGUCAGUCCCGGUACAGUUAUGGUGCACUUCCUCUGGCCUUCCUCAAUGGCUACAA
Sinocyclocheilus grahami is the source of this 3745-nucleotide messenger RNA. RefSeq lists its product as uncharacterized. The transcript has 26 exons. Lineage: Eukaryota; Metazoa; Chordata; Actinopteri; Cypriniformes; Cyprinidae. Gene Ontology annotation, molecular function: calcium ion binding. Gene Ontology annotation, cellular component: cytoplasm; membrane. The coding region runs from base 138 to 3605 and encodes 1155 amino acids. The record is from RefSeq and is a predicted model, not a curated record.